UUUUCUCGUGUCAGUCUUGUUUCGUAAAUCGUCGUGUGAACACUGAGUUGUUAAGUGGAGAGAUUUGUGGAAUAUUUUUUUAGUCAUGCCGGGAUCACUGCUGCACUGGGUGACAUUCUUUUGCGCAUUAAGCGUGAUAUAUGCUGGCGUUUUUCCAAAUUACCGUGCUCACUUCGACUUUGUUUCUUGGGAUAAAGAGAAAACAUUAAAAGAAUUAAAUGCUGAAAAAAAGUGGUGGCAAACGGCGUCUUUUUAUCAAAUUUAUCCAAGGUCUUUUAGUGAUAGCGAUGGAAAUGGGGUGGGAGAUUUGAGAGGCAUUGCAGAAAAAUUGCCGUAUUUAAAAGAAAUUGGUAUAGCAGCAACAUGGCUUUCCCCAAUAUUCACCUCACCGAUGGCAGAUUUUGGAUAUGAUAUAUCCAAUAUUACUGAAAUUGAUCCACUUUUUGGCACCAUGCAAGAUUUUGAGGACUUAAUAGCCAAAUCUAAAGAAGUUGGAGUUAAGAUUAUUUUGGAUUUUGUACCCAAUCACACCAGCGAUGAGUGUGAAUGGUUUAAGAAGUCAGCUGCGCUUGACCCAGAGUACAAAGACUUUUAUGUGUGGCAUCCAGGUAAAAUCAUUGACGGUACACGACAUCCGCCUACAAAUUGGGUGAGCGUUUUUCGCGGAUCUGCUUGGCAAUGGCAUGAGGGUAGGCAAGAGUAUUAUUUACAUGAAUUUUUAAGCAAACAACCAGAUUUAAAUUACCGGAAUCCGAAAGUGCGAGAAACAAUGAAUGAAGUUUUACGUUUUUGGUUACGUAAAGGUGUAGCUGGUUUUCGAGUAGACGCAGUGCCAUUUGUUUUCGAAGUCGCACCAGAUGCAAAUGGUAACUGGCCGGAUGAGCCUCGUAACGACUGGGUCACUGAUCCUGAUGACUAUGGUUAUUUAAAGCAUAUCUAUACUGUAGACCAACCGGAAACAAUUGAUAUUGUUUACGAGUGGCGUAGUGUUCUGGAUGAUUUUCAACGAAAAAAUGGUGGAGACGAGCGUGUAAUUUUAGCUGAGGCAUACUCUCCUAUUGAAGUGGACAUGAAAUAUUAUGGCAAUGCAACAGCCGAGGGCGCGCAAAUACCUUUUAACUUUCUGAUGAUCAAUUGGUUGACAAACGAUUCAGAUGCAUAUCAUUAUGCAGAAACAGUGAAUACUUGGUUGAAAAAUAUGCCUGAAGGUAGAACAGCGAAUUGGGUGAUUGGUAAUCAUGAUCAAAAUCGUGUUGGUUCGCGUCUUGGCGCUGAUCGUAUUGACAUGAUGAAUAUGUUAAUUUUAACACUACCUGGUUGCAGUAUUACUUAUAAUGGUGAAGAAAUUGGCAUGACUGAUGUUUGGAUUUCGUGGAAAGAUACUGUGGAUCCCUCUGCUUGUCAUACAAAUCCAGACACAUAUGAAAAAUUUUCGCGUGAUCCCGAACGUACACCCUUUCAAUGGAGCGACGAGAAAAAUGCUGGCUUCAGUACAGCUAAUAAAACAUGGCUACCAAUAUCGGACAUGUAUAAAGAAGUGAAUGUCAAACGAGAGCGCGGCAUGUCACUUAGCCACUUGAAUGUAUAUAAGCGGUUACAGGAGUUGCGUCAAGAACCAACGCUACGACAUGGCGACGUACUAGUAAAAGCGGUUAAUAAUGCAGUGUUGGGUGUUAAACGAACUUUAUUGAAUGAUCACACUUAUGUCACUGUGAUGAAUAUAUUUGACAAUGUGGUUAAUGUAGACUUGAGCAAUGCUUUCGAUGGUCUGCCAAAGCAAAUGGAAUAUGCCAUUAUAACUUCAAAGUCCAGUGCAAGAAUAGGAAAUUUAAUCAACAUUUCCUCAUUACGUUUAUUAUCCAAAGAAGCUGUGGUAUUGCGUUCACCUACUAAAUUGACAACAACGGUUGGGUAUUACACAUAUUACUCACCAGAGGAUCAAGUGUGAAUAACAUAUGUGCUGUUAUUAGAUAUCGAUUUAUAUAUAAUUGUAGUUUUAUUAAUUUAACUAUUAAAAACAUCGCAUAAAUUAUUUAGUAUCAA
Molecule: messenger RNA, 2043 nt
Organism: Teleopsis dalmanni
Lineage: Eukaryota; Metazoa; Arthropoda; Insecta; Diptera; Diopsidae
Product: maltase A3-like
Exons: 6
Coding region: 86-1948 (620 amino acids)
Biological process (GO): carbohydrate metabolic process
Source: RefSeq, a predicted model, not a curated record